UGUGGGCCAACAGGAGAGGGGAAGGCUGGGUGGGGGCAGAACAGAAGGGAGAGGACAGCAGGGCAGACACUCUCUCCACCAACACCUGCACCUGGUCACUUGAUUCAAAGGAUCAGUUUUAAAGGACCAAACAUCCAGAUCCAUCCAGGCUUAAACUUUUUCUUUUUUCUUUCUUUGGUUGGUUGGGAAAGAGUGAAACAAGAAGCGUUCAGGGGAUCUUUCUUUUUUCUUAUGUUUCAUGGAAGAAAUCCCUUAAUAGCGACUGAUUUAGGCAGGCAGCUCUCUUUUCCUCUCCCUCUCUCUCUCUCUUUCUCUCUUUCUCUCUUCAGGGGAAUUUGCAAAUCUAUCGGAUUGUUUUAUUCCUGCGCAGCGCUGCUCAAAGAAACACAGAGACAGAAGAGGGAAGAGAUUUUUUUGUUCCAAUCCCAGCUCCCGACGCGCAAAAAGCGGGGAAUGCAGCGGUAACAUCCCGCAAGUUUUUUGGGUCUGGAUCCUCCAAAAAGGCGUCGAGAGAGAAAGUGUGUGAAUUUAAAAAAAAAAGAUUUAGAUCUCUGUGGGCUACCUGCAUGACUGUUACCAUGACAGCAUCUGGAGCCCAACUCCUCCUGUUGGCCUUAUGUGUUUACAGAGUGUCAGGCCUGCAGCAGUCUGCUCCGAGGGUUCGCCUCUCCUUCAAAGAACUGAUGGACACAAGAGCAGCCCGGCCCUUCAGUUUCUCCUUCAACACCAGCGACUACCGCAUCCUCCUGAUGGAUCAGGAUCAGGGCCGUCUGUACCUUGGCAGCCGGGAGUACCUGGUGGCUCUGGAUAUGCACAAUGUCAACAAGGAGCCCCUCAUAAUCCACUGGCCGGCGUCUGCAAAAAGAAAGGGGGAAUGUCAGAUGACAGGAAAGGGAAGACAGGGUGAAUGUGCCAACUUUGUGCGGAUGAUAGAACCGUGGAACCGCACCCACCUCUACACCUGUGGAACGGGGGCGUACCAACCUAUCUGCACGUUCAUCAACAGAGGCUGGAGGGCAGAGGACUACCUGUUCAGGCUGGUCCCUGGGUACGUGGAUUCAGGGAAGGGAAAAUGUUCCUAUGAUCCAAAACAGGAGAACAUUGCAACUCUAAUCAAUGGUAACCUAUACGCAGGGGUCCAUAUCGACUUCAUGAGUACAGAUGCUGCUCUGUUUAGGACCAUGGGAGGGAGAACAGCAAUCAGGACAGAGCAGUAUGAUUCCAGGUGGCUCAACGAGCCGGUGUUUGUUCAGAUCCAGCAGAUCCCUGACAGUGCAGAAAGGAACGACGACAAGCUUUACUUCUUUUUCCGCGAGAAGAGUCUAGACUCGAGCAACGGGGCGAGCCCCAGUGUUUUAGCCAGGGUGGGAAGAGUUUGUCUGAAUGAUGAAGGAGGGCAGAAGUCCCUCGUGAACCGCUGGACGACGUUCCUGAAGGCUCGUCUUAUCUGCUCGGUGAUAGGCGAAGACGGAGUGGAGACGCGAUUCGAUGAACUACGAGACGUGUUUAUUCAGCCCACACAGGAUGAGCGAAACCCCAUGGUGUACGCUCUCUUCACUACAGCGGGCUCUGUGUUCAAGGGCUCGGCAGUCUGUGUGUACUCCAUGGCUGAUAUCCGCAAUGUAUUCAAUGGACCGUUUGCCCACAAACAUGGCCAUAAUUACCAAUGGACAGAAUACACUGGCAAGAUUCCUUACCCACGGCCUGGAACAUGUCCAGGAGGAACGUUCACUCCUGGUAUCCGUUCUUCCAAGAACUUUUCGGACGAGGCCGUGAAUUUCAUCCGAGCACAUCCCCUCAUGUUCCAUCCCGUUUAUCCAAUCCACCGUCGCCCCCUGGUGGUGAGAACGGGCGUGGACUACCGCUUCACUGCCCUGGUGGUGGAUCAAGUGGAUGCUGUGGAUGGGCGCUACGAGGUGCUCUUCCUGGGGACAGAUCGAGGCACUGUCCAGAAAGUUAUAGUUUUGCCGAAGGACCCGACAAGCAUGGAGGAGCUGACACUGGAGGAGGUGGAGGUUUUUCGGACCAGAGCUCCGGUCAAAACAAUGAAGAUAUCAUCUAAAAGACAACAGCUGUACGUGUCAUCGGACGCAGGGUUGACCCAGGUGUCGCUGCACCGCUGUGGUGUGUACGGCAGGGCCUGCUCCGACUGCUGUCUGGCUCGGGACCCCUACUGUGCCUGGGAUGGAGAGAGCUGCUCUGCCUUCACCCCGUCCACAAAGAGGAGGAGCAGAAGACAGGACGUUAAACACGGUGACCCACUGAGGCAGUGCAGAGGAUUCAAUGCCAAAGUGGAGAAACGUCUGAGGGAAACCGUGCAGUUUGGGGUGGAGGGCAGCAGCACCUUCUUGGAAUGUCAGCCUCGCUCUCCCCAGGCCACCGUCAAGUGGCUCUUCCAGAGGGAAGGAAAGAGGAAACUGCUCAAUCGUUUGGGAGGUAUUCUGAAAACCAACCAUGGCGUCCUCCUGAAGACUCUCAACCAAUCAGACGCGGGGCUCUACCACUGCCUCGCCACCGAGAACAACUUUAAACACACCGUGGCCCGCGUGGCACUGCGCAUCCUGGAUCGAGACAUAGUUUUAGCUCUGACCGAUCAAGAUGAGGACGAAGGGCCCAAAACACGCCAAGCGGGACCUUACACGCAGUCAUCCGUCGUCUCCACACCCUUCCCACCCGAGAUUAGACUGAUUAACCAGUACUGCCAGUCAUACUGGGAACAACUCAGUCCAAAACAGCAGCAGCAGCGUAAGCGCACCAGCCGCAGACACACAGAGAGCCAGGACCAAGGCCUCGGCUAGAAGGCGGGAGUGACGCUGUCCAACACUGGCCUGUCUGGACUUUAUGGUGGACUUUUAUUCAUGUUUGACAUGCAUGUUUGUGUGUCACCUCCAUUCAUUAUGCGGGUGAUGCUGUCAUGCUGUUGUUAAAGUACCAUAUUGGUGGUUUUGCCAGCUGAGAAAGUACAAAUUGUGUAUAUUUUACACAAGCUGUGACCAUUUCCCCUCAAAAAACACUGACCAUUUUUAGAUUUAUUUAUCAGUUCACGUUACUUUUAGUAAGUUUUAAUAUCAACUUGCUCAGACUUGUGCCAGACGGCUAUCAUUGGUAUUGUUUUAAAACCUUUUUCUUUUGGUAUGUUCAGGUGCUCGUGGGAAACCCCGGCGUCUGUGACUUGAGAAUCACUGUGGAAGAUCAGCAUUAUUUGGUGCAAAAAAAAACUUUUCACCAUGCACACACUUGCUUAUUAUGCGUCUUCUAAGUUUUAUUUCACAACAACAACAUGACUUGCACAUGCACAGAUUUUAGGGGCAGCUGAUUCAUAAAGGUCCUUGAAUGCAUCUUAAAAGAAGAGUUUUCAAAACAAACUGGACUUCCAUUCAACUCUAAUAUUACUGUGAUUAAAAAAA
Larimichthys crocea (large yellow croaker) is the source of this 3407-nucleotide messenger RNA. RefSeq names its product semaphorin-3F. The record is from RefSeq and is a predicted model, not a curated record. Gene Ontology annotation, cellular component: plasma membrane. The coding region runs from base 567 to 2798 and encodes 743 amino acids. NCBI's taxonomy places the organism in Eukaryota, Metazoa, Chordata, Actinopteri, Sciaenidae. Gene Ontology annotation, molecular function: semaphorin receptor binding; chemorepellent activity. The transcript is spliced from 18 exons. Gene Ontology annotation, biological process: neural crest cell migration; semaphorin-plexin signaling pathway; positive regulation of cell migration.